ACGUUACACGGGACCGGACACCGAGCUGACAUUACACGGGACCGGAUACCGAGCGGUUAGAACCCGUGUCCUGAGGACGGCCCCGGUUGGAGUGCCAGCUCCUGGGUUGCGGGAACCUCCUGUCCCGGACACUGUUACCUGAGGAGGCGCCCGGGUCGGGGUACGGCACCGGUCACAUGCCCACCUCUUACUGUGCCAUGACUUGGCCCUGGCCGGGGUAGAGGGGCACCGGGUGUUCCAGAGUCUCUCCGGGUUAUUUCCAGCCAUGGACAUUAUAGCCGCUAGCCCGGCGUGCUGACCGAGGGGCCGGUGCCCCGUGUGCCAUGCUGAUGCCCACCGUGCCGCCCAUAUCUAGUCCGCCGCACCAGCUACCGUUCCCAUUGUGCCCCUGACACGGCCCUGUGGUCUGGCUCUGCACCCCGAGGCCAUGGCGGAUCACCUGGAGCUGCUGUCGGAGAUGCCGGCGGUGAGCCGGAUGAGCACGCAGGAGAGGCUGAAGCAUGCGCAGAAGAGACGGGCGCAGCAGCUGAAGAAGUGGGCGCAGUUUGAGAAAGACGGGCAAAGCAAGAAAUCCAGGGGCAGGCAGAAGAACCGGGGCAGCAAGGAGGCGCGGAGGGUGGCAUUCCCCCAAAACGUCACCCUCCUGGAGGCAGCGGCUCGCAACGACGUGGAGGAAGUGCGCCGCUUACUGCAGAGUGGAUUUAGUCCUGAUUUAUACAACGAGGACGGCCUGACAGCGCUGCACCAGUGCUGCAUCGAUGACUUUGAAGAGAUCGUCGGGUUGCUGCUUGAUGCGGGGGCCGAUGUGAACGUGCGUGACAGCGAGCUGUGGACGCCUCUCCAUGCCGCGGCCACGUGUGGGCAUCUGCAGCUGGUGGAGCUGCUCAUUAAACACAAUGCCAACCUCCUGGCCGUCAACUCUGACGGGAACAUGCCCUACGACCUGUGUGAGGACGACGUCACGCUGGAUCACAUAGAAACCGCCAUGGCGGAGCAAGGAAUCACACAGGAGAAGAUUGAGGAAUCUCGGGCAGCCACAGAGCUGCGCAUGAUAGAGGAUAUCAAGCACCUGGUACAGAUGGGGUCAGAGGUCAACGCACAGGACUCGCAUGGUACUAGUUUGCUGCACAUCGCGUGUGCGAAUGGAUACCUGGAGGCGGCCGAGCUGUUGCUGGGACAUAAAGCUGCAGUCAAUGCCAGGGACCAUGAUGGAUGGGAGCCGCUCCACGCUGCCGCCUGCUGGGGUCAGAUUCACAUGGUGGAGCUCCUGGUGGCACAUGGAGCCGACCUAAAUGCCAAGUCUCAGCUGGAUGAAACACCAGUUGAUGUUUCCGGGGAUGAAGAGGUUCGCGCAAAACUCCUGGAGCUGAAACACAAACACGACGCUAUCAAAAAAUCCCAGGACAAGCACAAGACGGCCCUGCAGCGACGGACGUCCAGCGCCGGCAGCCGGGGGAAAGUCGUGCGCAGGGUGAGCGUCACCGAGCGCACCAACAUGUACCGGAGGGAGCAUCAGAAAGAGGCCAUCGUGUGGCAACAGAGAGGAGCCCGGGACAGCGAGGCCGAGCUGCAGGACGAGGACGAAGAUAAAGCUACCAACGCGGAGCUCCAGCAGCACCAGCAAAAAAUUGAGCGAGUGUCGGAGCCCCCAAAUGCUGCGCCGUCUGAAGAAGAGGGAUGCCCCGGCGGAGUUGCCCCCGGCGAGGACUCUGCUCCCCCGCCGUUGUCGUCUCAGCGGAACGGGAGUGCGGGCUCCGGCCCCAGACACACUUUCUCUAAGCGCCUGGACAGGAGCGUCUCCUACCAGUUGGCCACCCAGGCGGAGACGUCUGCCGAUCUGAGCAACGAACGCUCCCACCAUACGCUGGCCGAGCUCAAGCGGCAGAGAGCGGCAGCCAAGCUCCAGAGAAACGCGCCGCCGCCGCCGGCAAGCGAAAGCCGCCAACAGGCGCAGGACUCGGCAGACCCCACGCCCCCCGGCUCUGUUUAUUACACGACAGCCAGCGGGGAACCUCCACUACUGAAACUUAUCGCUCCGGCCGAGGAGAGCACACCGGCGGACAAGAGACCCUGCUGUGGGGUCAUGUGACGUGAUUUUCACCCGCCGCGA
Molecule: messenger RNA, 2110 nt
Organism: Spea bombifrons (plains spadefoot toad)
Lineage: Eukaryota; Metazoa; Chordata; Amphibia; Anura; Pelobatidae
Gene: PPP1R16A
Product: protein phosphatase 1 regulatory subunit 16A
Exons: 10
Coding region: 428-2089 (553 amino acids)
Cellular component (GO): cytoplasm
Molecular function (GO): enzyme inhibitor activity; protein phosphatase regulator activity; protein binding
Source: RefSeq, a predicted model, not a curated record